Pseudomassariella vexata is the source of this 703-nucleotide messenger RNA. RefSeq lists its product as uncharacterized. The transcript has 4 exons. The record is from RefSeq and is a predicted model, not a curated record. NCBI's taxonomy places the organism in Eukaryota, Fungi, Ascomycota, Sordariomycetes, Amphisphaeriales, Pseudomassariaceae. Bases 141 to 497 code for a protein of 118 amino acids.
UAUCCAUGUAAUUAUGUAUUACUAUUAGAGUAUGUCUCCACACCUGGGAACCGGAAGAGGUUAUUUGUCAUCGUGGCCUUUAGUUGCACGAUCCAUAAUUAUGCUUUCUGCUAGGUGUACUUGGUCGACGAUGGCAGACCAUGCUGAGCAUUGGAGCUAUGAACGCGAGUUUGUGUAUGGUUGGAGGGGUCAUCAAGGGGCUUCUACUCUUUCGUCGUCACGCCGAUGACGAGUUUGUACCCUACCGAGAUCUCGCAGUACAAAUUGCGCACUGCGGGUAUGGCUAUUCUCCGUUUCGUCAAAUACGGAUUCGGUUUUCUCUGUUCUUUCGCCAUGAACUACGCCAUGACGGAUGCUGGUUGAAAAAUUAUCUCAUCAACGCCUCGUGGAACGUACUCGUCGGGAUUAUCAUGUAUUUGUGCUUCCCCGAGACCAAGGGCCCUAAGCUUGAGGAGGUAUCACGGUUCUUCGACGGGUUGCAGCUUGUCGAGGCAUGACUGGCUGGGGACUACUCUUCGAAAGAGGAGCCAGCGGUUGGGAAGCCCAUACUUACAGCGAAAGCUGAAGAUGAAGAUGAGAAAGAUAAUAUUGAUGUCCAAAGGGAGCGCCAUGCAUCUAUUGCGAUGGAAAGGUCCAUGUACUGUUUCAAUACCAUGUCCAGACAGGCCAAACCAACCCAUCAGCAUAUUAUCGAAACCUAGAG